AUGAUUGGAGCUCCCACUUGUUCAUUAACACAUUCAACUUCGAUCCGAUCAAAUAUUGAGAAGAGAAAACGAGUACCAAAUCAGUUUUCAAGCACUCGCCUGAUAGAUGAAGUCUAUGGCUCGAAUCACUCGAUCGUUCAAUCUCUUGGUUGGAGUCAUAAAUUAGUUGGACAUGGUGGUUGUGUGAAUGCCAUUAAUUUCAACACCAAUGGAGACUUGAUUGUGACUGGAAGUGACGAUGAAACAAUUAAAAUUUGGAAUACUUGGACAGGAAAAUGUCUCACCACUCUCUCCGGUCACGUCAGUAAUGUUUUUGCCACAAAUUUCUUCAAUUCAAAUCAUCAACAAAUUAUAAGUGGUGGAAAUGAUUCAGAUGUUCGUUUCUAUGAUAUUGAAAAGGACGUUUGUACCGUGUAUCAACAUCACACAAAAAAGGUUUUAAAAAUUGCAACCUCUCCACUCUUACCUCAGUGCUUCUAUUCAUGUUCAGCUGAUGGUUCAUGUCGAAUGUUUGAUGUAAGAUGUAAAUAUUCAAAUACAAAAAUUGAAAAAGACAAGAUUGUGAAAGAAUCUUCAAGGAAUGGCACUCAUUCUCGAGGACUCAAUGCAUACAGUAAUUAUGAUGAAACUAUUUUACCACAAGCCAUUGGAGGUGGAAGAGUUAUUUCAUCAUUGGGUAGAAAUCAUGGUACUACGACAUCAGGUUCUGUCAUUAACAGUAGUAGUAGUAGUAGUAGUAGUAGUGGGAGUACGAGCGGUGGAGACUCUUCAGGUCAAGUUUCUUCCUCAUCAUCUCUCGUGGUCAAUUAUAGAAUACUCGAAUACAAUACCAAAACAGUUCCAACGCUCUAUUGUGUGGACUUGAAUCCACUCAAUCCUCAUCAAAUCAUUAUAGGUUCCUAUUUGGGUGAUACAAGACUUUUUGACACGAGAAGAAUUGAGAAUUACAAUGCCAAUUCUUAUGUGAAUAUUUAUAGACCUGUGGAACAAAAUUUUGAUCCUAGGGAUUAUGAAGUGACUGGAACUGCUUUUUCAUGUGAUGGCUCAAAGAUUGUGAGUACUCAUUUGGGUGAUUAUAUUUAUUUGUACGAUCGAGAGAGAAACUUUGAGAGGGAUGAAGGUGUGGAUUACACUCGAGUCGUCGUACCACCACCACCACCGUCACAACCAAUAUCACUCACACGAAACACUUCCAUGUCAUUACCAUCUUCACAACAACAAGCAUCCACACGCACAAACACUUCGAGUGGUACCUCUCGUAAUACUACAAAUCAAAGAUUGAGCAAUAACACAGUUGCAAGUGUAGAUCUUUCCAAUCAUGAUACAUCAAGAAGAAGAACAACCACCACACAAACAGAACAAGAUCCCAAUGACAAUGACUCUAUGGAUCUCCAUCAUCCCAACAUGGUUACCACCUAUGAUAGAAAAUUCACAGGUCAUUGCUCACGUCAAACCAUUAAGGGAGUCAACUUUUUCGGUCUCCACUCUGAGUAUGUCAUUUCAGGCAGCGACGAUUCGAAUAUAUUUAUUUGGGAACGAGAGAGUGGAGAACUUGUUCGAGUAUUAUCGGGUCAUGAUGAUAUUGUAAAUACAGUGGUAUGCCAUCCUGAAUAUCCAAUGAUUUGUAGCGGUGGAAUUGAUGAUUUUGUCAAUGUUUGGACACCUUGUAAUGAUUCAUUGAUAUUAUCAGAUGAAGAAUUGAAAAAGAGAAAAAUUCAUUUGGAAAGUGUGAUGGAAGAGAAUGCACAUGAUUUGGAUGAUGAUGAAAUUACACACAUUCCAGCACACUUGUUGCAAGCCUUGAUGCAAUACUUUAUGUCAAGAGGAGGAGAUAUGGAUGAUGAGGAGGAUAAUUUUGAUGAAGAGUAA
This is a messenger RNA of Naegleria fowleri, 1869 nucleotides long. RefSeq lists its product as uncharacterized. Lineage: Eukaryota; Heterolobosea; Eutetramitea; Acrasida; Naegleriidae. Bases 1 to 1869 code for a protein of 622 amino acids. Gene Ontology annotation, molecular function: protein binding. The transcript is spliced from 4 exons. Gene Ontology annotation, cellular component: cytoplasm; Cul4-RING E3 ubiquitin ligase complex. The record is from RefSeq and is a predicted model, not a curated record. Gene Ontology annotation, biological process: negative regulation of fatty acid biosynthetic process.